AUGUCAGUUGAAACAGUUGAAAACGAAGAUGCUUCAGGACUGAAGGAAGCUAUGAACGAAGCUUUUGCCCGUUUUGGCAUUACAAACUUUGAAUCGAAACUAGCUGCAACUGGUCUAGAUGGGGCAAGUUUUAAUAUGGGGAGAAAUACUGGUUUAGAAGCUCGUCUAAAAGAAGUCGCUCCUUGGCUCACUGUCGUCCACUGCUUCAAUCACCGUCUAGAAUUUGCUGCUGCCGACGCAUUCAAUGCUACGUUUUUUGCACAAGUAGAUGGAAUAAUGCGUCAACUGUUUUCUCUGUACCAGAAGUCACCGAAGAAACUGAGAGAGCUGAAAAAACUAGCUGAAGUGUAUGGAGAAACUGUUUAUAAGCCCAUCAAAGCAAGUGGGACAAGGUGGAUAGAUCACAAAGUGCGCGCCACGAAGGUUUUCCUGGAGAACUACGGCAUGUAUAUGCAGCAUCUUGAACAGGCCGCAACUACUUCACCUGAUGCCCAAAAGCAGAAGAUAAAUGGAUUCCUAGCUAAAUGGAAAGACGCUCGUUUCCCAAUGUAUGCUUCUAUCUUUGUGGACAUUAUUGGUCCUUUGCGUGUUUUGUCUCUUGGACUACAAACUGACGACAAUGAUCCAGUUAAAGCUUUAAGGAGAAUCAAGGAAUUUGACUGGACUAUGGUCAAGCUUCAAGGUAGUACAUUUGGCAAAGCUACUUUCGAUAAAUUUAGGAAGGAUUGCAAACCUACUGGUGACGACAAGAACCAGAUUUCGUAUCAAGGUGUUGUGCUCACAAAUUAUCCCCGUGCACUAAAUGGAGCUGCGGGACAACGACAAGAGUGGAUAGAUGCGAUUAUCCUCUGUUUGGGCAAUCGCUUUAGUGAUCUUCAAGAGACACCAGUUUACAAACACCUUUGUCCAAUUAUAGACACCCAGUCUUGGCCAGGUGAGGAAGUUAAUUUGGUGAGCUAUGGAGACGAAUCGGUUACGCUACUUGUCGACCACUUCAUUCAGCUUUGA
Messenger RNA from Xenia sp. Carnegie-2017, 1008 nucleotides. RefSeq names its product zinc finger protein 862-like. The transcript is spliced from 2 exons. The record is from RefSeq and is a predicted model, not a curated record. Lineage: Eukaryota; Metazoa; Cnidaria; Anthozoa; Malacalcyonacea; Xeniidae. The coding region runs from base 1 to 1008 and encodes 335 amino acids.